AUGCAGGGACCCGGCGUUCCACCGCCGUCCGCCUCCUCCAGCGGGGAAUUCGCCAUCCACUCAGGCUUGAAUAUGCACGCCUCCUCGUCGCCUGGCACUGUAGCACCAGGAGCAGGCCCGUCGUCAUCAAUUAUGCCACAGAAGCCAUGGAAUCAGGCACAGCAUACUUCGUCCAUUCGGUCGGGGCGUCACAGCCACCUAUUGCCGUCACCGUCGGCGCAACAGCAGAGUCGGCCCAGAUCUACCACCUCUACUAGUUCUUCAUCCUCAUCGCGAAAGGAAGCAAGAUGGUGGCGCGUUCGUCUUUUUCGAGGCAUGAUCAAUGAUAUCAGACGUAGGGCGCCGUUCUACGCGAGUGACUGGACGGAUGCGUGGGAUUAUCGUGUCGUGCCAGCGACGGUAUACAUGUAUUUCGCCAAUAUUCUGCCCGCUCUGGCAUUCUCGCUCGACAUGUUCGAGAAGACGAACCAGAGUUAUGGCGUGAAUGAGGUGCUCCUGGCCUCGGUGCUCGGGGCAGUGGUCUUUUCGCUUUUUGCGGCGCAGCCUUUGGUGAUUGUUGGUGUGACCGGACCGAUUACUGUCUUCAAUUAUACGGUCUAUGAUAUCAUCUCCCCGAGAGGGACCAACUAUCUCGCUUUCAUGACAUGGAUUGGCAUAUGGUCGCUUAUCAUGCACUGGCUGCUGGCCAUUACCAAUGCGUGCAACGGCCUGACCUACGUGACUCGCUUUUCGUGCGACAUCUUCGGCUUCUACGUCGCCUUUAUCUAUCUGCAGAAGGGUAUUCAGGUUCUAACUCGGCAGUGGGGGUCUGCUGGCGAGACCUCGGCCUACCUGGCCAUCAUGGUUGCUUUGUUAGUGCUGAUGAGCGGUUGGAUCUGCGGCGAGCUCGGCAACAGCAACCUGUUUCAACGCUAUGUUCGCAAGUUCCUCGAGGAUUACGGCACCCCCUUGACCAUCGUGUUUUUCACGGGCUUUGUCCACAUCGGCCACAUGCGUGACGUCGACGUCGCUACCUUGCCCACCAGCAAGGCCUUCACUCCCACCGUUGACCGGCCCUGGCUCGUCCAUUUCUGGGACAUCGGCGUGGGUGAUGUCUUCCUUGCGAUUCCUUUCGCGGUUCUCCUCACCAUUCUCUUCUACUUUGAUCACAAUGUCUCCUCCCUCAUUGCGCAAGGAACGGAAUUCCCCCUCCGCAAACCAGCCGGAUUCCACUGGGACCUAUUCCUGCUCGGCCUGACGACCGGGGUGGCCGGGCUGCUGGGGAUCCCAUUCCCCAAUGGGCUCAUCCCCCAGGCGCCAUUCCACACAUCGGCGCUCUGUGUGACGCGCCAUGUCGCCGACGAAGACGACACGAACAAGGGGAAAGCCGUGCGGAUCACCGACCAUGUGGUCGAGCAGCGCGUCAGCAACCUGGCGCAGGGUCUGCUCACGCUGGGCACCAUGUCCGGCCCACUGCUGAUCGUGCUGCAUUUAAUCCCGCAGGGGGUGCUGGCGGGCCUCUUCUUCAUCAUGGGCGUCCAAGCCCUGCAGGGCAACGGCAUCACGCAGAAGCUCAUCUUUCUCGCGCAAGAUAAACAGUUCACCCCGGCUUCCAACCCGCUUAAACGUCUCGACCGCCGCGCCGCCAUCUGGGUCUUUGUCCUCCUCGAGCUGCUCGGUUUCGGCGCCACCUUCGCCAUCACCCAGACCAUCGCCGCCAUCGGGUUUCCCGUCAUCAUCCUGCUGCUUAUCCCUGUGCGUUCGUUCGUGUUACCCCGUUGGUUCGCCCGCGAGGAGCUCGCCGCCCUCGACGCCCCGACAGCCAGCCCGUUCACCAUGGAAAGCGUCGGCGGCACCCACGGCCUCGAUAGCGAGGAAGAAAUCCUCUCCCGACACCAUCACCAACAACAAGAACAACAGCCAGCCAGCCACACGGGAGAUGGCGGCCUUCUAUCAGGACGAGGACAGCCAGUUAGUAAGCGCCAGGCAGCAGUUGCAGCAGCCGUCCUCGGUGAACCCGGGUCUGGCGCGAUGAACCGCCGCGGCGAAUGGUCUUCUGCAGAGGAAUCGCCCGUCGAGGACGAGCUGGAACGCGGCGAACUAUACGAGCUACAGGCCCGAUCGGCUGUCAGGAGACGAAGCACGGCCAGUCGGACGAGCUGA
This is a messenger RNA of Penicilliopsis zonata CBS 506.65, 2142 nucleotides long. RefSeq lists its product as hypothetical. The record is from RefSeq and is a predicted model, not a curated record. Gene Ontology annotation, biological process: monoatomic ion homeostasis; transmembrane transport; borate transport. NCBI's taxonomy places the organism in Eukaryota, Fungi, Ascomycota, Eurotiomycetes, Eurotiales, Aspergillaceae. Gene Ontology annotation, molecular function: solute:inorganic anion antiporter activity; borate efflux transmembrane transporter activity. The coding region runs from base 1 to 2142 and encodes 713 amino acids. The transcript is spliced from 5 exons. Gene Ontology annotation, cellular component: plasma membrane; fungal-type vacuole.